GUCAGCUUUUUGACAUUUUCGUAUAUCAACGUGGCGCGCCAUCCCUCCUACAUUUCCUCGUUUGACAGUUACUUCCUCUUGCAAGACACGAGAGAAAGCUUCUGCAUAUCCUACAAGUCAACUUCGCGGUCACACUCCUGGUUCUUAGCGGUUGCCACGUAAAGAGCUGCAGACGAUGUCGACCUCGACCUCGUCCCUGGACGACAAAGAGAAGGGAACGGGGUUGAUGGAUCCUCAAGCAGCAGCAGUAAAUCCCACAGAAUACGAGCCAAUAAAACCGCAAGCAGAUUCGAAAGCCCUGGAAGCAGGCCAUGGCCGCAAUUCAGACAACACGUUGUCCCGCCAUCAAAGCAGUACAAGUGCCUUCACAGAAACUAGCGAUGUCGAAUCUGACGCGCGAAGCUCCAUACAAAAGAAGAAGAAGUGGUUCAAACGCCUCAACCCGUUGAAACAGGGCGCAAAACCACCAGUACCUGCGGAGCAAGAAAUUUGUCCUGAAUAUAAUGCUGGGUUCCUCAGUCGACUCACGUUCCAGUGGAUGCAGCCGCUCAUGUCGAAGGGCUAUAAGAGACCUCUAGAGAAGAAUGAUCUUUGGGCGGUCAAUCCUAAUCGAAGUGCGGAUGUGCUUGCCGAGAGGAUGGAGGCGAGUUUUAAGAGACGGUUACAAGAGGGUGGCAAACGGCCGCUUCUUGGGGCGUUGUUCGACACGUUCAAAUGGGAGUUCAUCAUCGGCGGCUUGUGCCAACUAACGGCAUCAGUCAUCCAAGCUGUAGCGCCUUUUGUUCUUCGCUACCUGAUCAACUUCGCCACAAGAGCAUACAUAGCUCAGCGCACAGAUCAACCUGCACCGCAUAUUGGAGAAGGCAUCGGGCUGGUAGUUGGCAUUACGGUCAUGCAAUUUUGCCAGAGUCUUGCGACGAACCAUUUCAUGUACCGAGGAAUGAUUAUUGGUGGUCAGGCAAGAGCGGUUCUCAUCACACAGGUGUUCGACAAAGCUCAGAAGCUAUCAGGAAGAGCAAAGGCGGGUGGCAAAGCUGUUGUUGACGCGCCACCUCCAGACAUUAAGCCAGGGAGCGAGGCAGAGAAGAAAUGGUAUCAGAGACUCCUCAAGAAGAAGAAGCAGAAGCAGACCCCGAGCGGUGCUGCGGGUGUCGAUGGCGGUGGCGAAGGCUGGGGCAAUGGCCGAAUUGUCAAUCUGAUGUCAACUGAUACAUACCGAGUUGAUCAGGCGAGCGGCUUCUUUCACAUGAUUUGGACAGCUCCGAUUGGCAUUGUGAUCACGAUUAUUCUGCUUUUGGUCAACUUGAGUUAUAGCGCUCUUCCCGGUCUUGGACUCAUUCUGAUUGCUAUGCCGCUGCUUGGCAAAGCUGUGGGUACGCUUUUCCGCAGGAGAGUGGCUAUCAACAAGAUUACCGACCAACGCGUGAGCUUGACCCAAGAGAUUUUGCAGGGUGUUCGAUUCGUUAAAUACUUCGGCUGGGAGACAAGCUUCCUCGAGCGUAUCCAAAACAUACGAAACAAGGAAAUAGGAGGAAUCCAGGUUCUACUCACACUCCGUAACGCUAUCCUUGCUGUUGGAAUGUCAAUGCCUGUUUUCGCUUCUAUGAUUUCGUUCAUCACCUACUCACAGGUUCACCCUAAUCUCGACCCGGCUCGUAUUUUCUCCUCCCUCGCUCUCUUCAAUUCGAUGCGUAUUCCACUGAAUUUCCUACCGCUUGUCAUCGGCCAGGUCAUCGACGCGAACGCAUCCAUUAAUCGGCUCCAGGAGUUCUUUCUAGCAGAAGAGGCGGAGGAGAGUACGGUAUGGGAUUACAACGCGAAAGAUGCAGUCGUAAUACAAGAUGCAGAUUUUACAUGGGAGCGCCAUCCGUCACACGAAGCAGAAGACUCGCCAGGUAAGGGACCGCCUGGAAAGAAGCCGACGAAGAAGGAGAAGAAGGAGAAGAAAGCCCAAGGUGCUAUCACACCAUCUCCAGACGCAAACGAGAAGCCUGUUGAGGAAGAGGAGCCAUUCUCGAUGAAGGGGCUGAACCUCACAUUUGGCCGAGACGAACUGGUCGCUAUUAUUGGAAGCGUCGGAUCCGGGAAGAGCUCUCUACUUGCUGCGUUAGCAGGCGACAUGCGGAAAACGAACGGCGAAGUCACCAUCGGCGCAUCUCGAGCUUUCUGUCCACAAUACGCCUGGAUUCAGAAUGCGAGUGUGCGCGAGAACAUUGUCUUCGGGAAAGACUUCAAACAGAAAUGGUAUGAUCAAGUCAUCGAAGCUUGCGCCCUCCGACCAGAUUUCGAUAUGCUCCCUCACAGCGAUGCAACAGAGAUUGGCGAGCGCGGUAUCACAGUCUCCGGUGGGCAGAAGCAACGAAUGAACAUCGCUCGAGCGAUCUACUUCGAUGCUGACAUUAUCCUUAUGGAUGACCCCUUGAGUGCUGUAGAUGCCCACGUCGGUCGUCAUAUCAUGGACAACGCUAUUUGCGGCCUGCUCAAGAACAAGUGCCGUAUCCUAGCUACUCAUCAACUCCACGUCCUCAAUCGAUGCGACAGAAUUAUAUGGGUGGAAGAGGGCCACGUACAGGCCGUCGAUACCUUUGACAACCUGAUGGCUAGCAACGAAGAUUUCCAGCAGCUUAUGACUCAGACUAAGUCCGAAGAGAAGCACGACGAAGAGGAUGAGGCGCUCGAGGACGAGGGUGAAAACGAGAAGAAGGUCAUCACAAAGACGAAGAAGAAAAGCAAGAAACAAGUGGCACUCAUGCAGGUUGAGGAACGCGCAACAAAAAGCGUGUCGUGGGACGUCUGGAUCGAGUACAUUCGAGCUGGAGGCGGUCUCUGGGUUGGUCCACUGGUUUUUAUUCUUCUUGUCCUGUCACAGGGUGCGAACAUUGUCACUAGCUUGUGGCUUUCGUACUGGACGUCUAAUAAGUUCGGGUUCAGCGAGGGUGCUUAUAUCGGUGCCUAUGCGUCCUUUGGCUUUACGCAAGCUGUACUCAUGUUUUUGUUCUCGAUCUCGGUUUCCAUUUUCGGAACAGAAGCCGGUAAGACUAUGCUUCAUCGCGCCAUCACUCGAGUUCUGCGCGCGCCGAUGUCGUUUUUCGACACGACGCCUCUUGGUCGUAUCACCAACCGUUUCAGCAAGGACAUUGAUGUCAUGGACAAUACAUUGACAGACUCUAUGCGCAUGUACUUCCUUACGCUGGCCCAGAUCAUUGCUGUUUUCAUCUUGAUCAUUGCGUAUUACUACUACUAUGUUAUUGCUCUUGGUCCGUUAGCAAUCAUCUUCUGGUGGAGUGCCACAUUCUACCGCAGCUCGGCACGCGAAGUCAAGCGUCACGAAUCUGUCCUCCGAAGUACAGUAUUCUCACGUUUUGGCGAGGCAGUCAUGGGCACGCCUACGAUCCGCGCAUACGGUCUACAAGCGCAGUUCUCCCGGUCGGUUCGAGCUGCUGUAGAUGACAUGAAUAGCGCAUACUACCUGACAUUCGCGAACCAACGUUGGCUGAGCAUGCGUCUCGACCUUGUCGGUAUGCUACUCGUCUUUACGACUGGUAUCCUCGUUGUAACAUCGCGUUUCUCCGUCGAUCCGAGUAUAGCUGGAUUGGUACUGUCGUACAUUCUUACCAUCGUGCAGAUGAUUCAGUUCACCGUUCGUCAGCUCGCCGAGGUGGAGAACAACAUGAACGCGACGGAGCGCAUUCACCACUAUGGGACGCAGUUGGAGGAGGAGGCGCCUCUGAAAAUGGGCGAGGUAAGAUCGACAUGGCCUGAGCAUGGAGAGAUUGUCUUCGAUAAUGUCGAAAUGCGAUAUCGCGACGGCUUGCCUUUGGUCCUCAAAGGCUUGAGUAUGCAUGUUCGUGCAGGUGAGCGCAUAGGUGUUGUUGGUCGAACAGGAGCCGGUAAGAGUUCGAUCAUGUCGACUCUCUUCCGUUUGCAGGAAUUGGCUGGUGGCUCCAUUUCAAUCGACGGUGUCGAUAUCAGCCAGGUUGGUCUUCACGAUUUGCGCUCAAAGUUAGCCAUCAUUCCUCAGGAUCCUACGCUCUUCAAGGGCACAAUCCGUUCGAAUUUGGAUCCUUUCCAUGAGCACUCUGAUCUGGAACUUUGGGGUGCACUACGACAAGCCGAUCUUGUUUCCAACGAAUCCACAGUGGACGACCAUUCUGGACGCAUUCAUCUCGACUCCAUUGUCGAGGAAGAAGGUCUCAAUUUCUCCCUUGGACAGCGUCAAUUAAUGGCUCUUGCGCGCGCUCUGGUCCGUCAGUCGCAAAUCAUUGUCUGCGACGAAGCUACGAGUUCAGUAGAUCAAGAAACAGACGCUCGGAUCCAAAAGACGAUCAUUUCAGGGUUCAAGGGCAAGACCCUACUCUGUAUUGCGCAUCGUCUCAAGACUAUUAUAACGUACGACCGUAUCUGCGUCAUGGACGCUGGGUUGAUUGCGGAGCUCGACACGCCGGCCAAGCUUUAUGAUCAAGGCGGUAUAUUUACCUCAAUGUGCGAGCGUAGCGGAAUUCAAAGAGAGGACUUCUUUGGUAGGAGCUAGAUACUGCACCUAUUAGACCUGGUCCGUGAUGUUGGUUUUUGGGUUGCAGCUUGCGCUUCUGCAUGGCUAGCUUGGACUCGUCAGCCCGACGUUUGACGGACACGCUAGAAUCAUGGCAUCAUCCGACGAGGCGUUGGUUCGAUGGCAGAAGCGGUUAUUGUUACCGCAUCGAUGGUGGGGUAAUGGCACACAGUGCUAGACGUGCAUGUUACGGCGUUUUAUCCCAUGGUCCGCUACAUGGAACCCGCGGAUUUCGGCUAAUAGAAUUAGGUCAUAGCAUUAUAUCCUAAGAACACGAAAAUUAAAGCCUGUUACUAAAAAACGCAUGUAUAGAUUUAAACUUUAAUAUUUUUUAAUAUAGG
This is a messenger RNA of Dothidotthia symphoricarpi CBS 119687, 4893 nucleotides long. RefSeq names its product ABC multidrug transporter-like protein. Gene Ontology annotation, biological process: transmembrane transport. Gene Ontology annotation, molecular function: ABC-type transporter activity; ATP hydrolysis activity; ATP binding. Gene Ontology annotation, cellular component: membrane. The record is from RefSeq and is a predicted model, not a curated record. Bases 176 to 4531 code for a protein of 1451 amino acids. Lineage: Eukaryota; Fungi; Ascomycota; Dothideomycetes; Pleosporales; Dothidotthiaceae. The transcript has 4 exons.